AUGAAAAGUUUUUUAUUAUUUUUACUCACAAUUUUUGUUAUAAUUUCAAUUAUUGAAUGCAAAAAUGACAAAGACGAUCAUAGAAAAUCCAGUGAUUUUAGAAAAUCUCGCGAAAGUCGAUUUGAAAUGAGAGACGCAAUGGAAGAAGCAAUGAAACUUCUUUAUGAAGAGACUUACAAAAUGGAUGCAGAAGAACGUAGAAAUUUGAUCAAAAAGUUCAUGAGAGGUCACAUUGACUUUAGAGAAGCUUUGGAUCUGGUAAAUAGCGAACGAAAGGAAGAAAGAAGAGUUAGAAGUCCAGAACGGGAAAGGAGAAUACAAGAAAUCACAGAAAGUUUAAAAGAUAUGAAUAGAAGGAAACGACAUAAGUCAACAGUUGAUGAAGAUGAACGUCGAAAAUCUCGCGAUCGCGAGCGAAUAGAAAUGAGAGAAAUAACGGAAGAAGCUGCAAGAUUUUUAUUUGAAGAAAGUCACAUGUUAGAACCGAAUGAAAGAAGAAAUAUUAUGAAAAACUUUAUGAUGGGAAAAAUCGAGUUUGAAGAAGCAGCAAAUCUGGCUGCUGGUUCACAAUUAAAGGAGCGACUGAAGACAAAUCCUGAACGAGAGAAAAAGAUAAAGGAGAUUAGGGAAAAAUUUAACCGAGCAGACAAAAUAAAUCGACAUAAUGAGCUUUAA
This is a messenger RNA of Chironomus riparius, 675 nucleotides long. The record is from the annotation of a GenBank genome assembly. Lineage: Eukaryota; Metazoa; Arthropoda; Insecta; Diptera; Chironomidae.